GCGGAGCCUGCGGAAGGCGGCGGCAGCGGCGGCGGCGGCACCACCUGCGAGCGGAGGCCCAGGCCGGGCAUGGCGGCGCCGAGGGCCCUGUAAGAGCGAACUUGUCGCGGGGCCCGCCAUGCGCCGGCGGCCCUGACAUGGGCGCCAGCGGCUCCAAAGCUCGGGGCCUGUGGCCCUUCGCCUCGGCGGCGGGGGGCGGCGGCCCGGAGGCGGCGGUCGCUGAGCAAGCGUUGGUGCGACCGCGAGGCCGAGUCGUGCCCCCCUUCGUAUUCACGCGCCGCGGCCCAGCCCGUUCCCCUCUCCCUCGGCACAGCUCCAUGUUCUAUGACGAAGAUGGGGAUCUGGCUCACGAGUUCUAUGAGGAGACAAUCGUCACCAAGAACGGGCAGAAGCGGGCCAAGCUGAGGCGAGUGCAUAAGAACCUGAUUCCUCAGGGCAUCGUGAAACUGGAUCCCCCCCGCAUCCACGUGGAUUUCCCUGUGAUCCUCUAUGAGGUGUGAGCCUGGGAGGUGGCAGGCAUAAACACCCCCUGCCCCAGCAAGAAACCCCCAGGCUCAAGGUGUGGCUUCCAUUGAGGAACCUAUGCUGGGGCCACAACCGUGAAUAAACUCCAUGGCCCGGAACCUUCAGCUGUGAGCAGGGCAGUCCUACAAUGCUGGUUGGGUGUUGGUUUGUUUGUGGACAAGAAGUGGCUGGUGGCUGGCAAGGGCUGAUGGCGGAGUUACCAGUCCACCUUUCCCAGCAAUCCCUACGAGGAGCAUGGCAGGGCAUAUGCGGGUCAGGAAUGCCUGGUUCCUGUGCCCUUGCCUGGCCUGCAUUCUUCCAGGCUUGCCUAGGGCCCAGCCCUGCUAGAAGCUACAGCACUUUACAAGCAAGGUCUGCCUUUUCCAGCCCCCGGGCCAUGGGAGCUGUACACAAGUUGGAACUUCCUUUCCCUCACUUCCUUUACCCUCUCGUUGGAGUAUUUCAGCCGUUUGCUACCUCGAUUCCUCCUGUGUUGGACAGAGGCUGGGGGCAGAACAAGCCUGAUUCUUCCUGCCUACCUGCCCAUCUGUUCCCACCCCCAGAUGGAUGGACAGUUUGCUGGCUGUUAAUAGGUGUGGGAAGCUUCUCCCUCUACCCAGGGCUGGGCAGAUCCCUCCCCACUGCAACUAGUUGUUUCCUCCCACCCCAAGUUGAGAGGGCAUAGGAUGGGGAUCAGGAAGGGCUCUGGAUGCCUGUGCCUAUGGGGUGUUGCCCCAUCCCACCUACUGUGUCUAAUCCCCUUUGCCUUUACACAUCCACCACCUUGUGGUACGGGACAGCACCCUAGGACUGGUGCCAGUAGCUCUGAGGAGCCCACCACCCCUUCCCCUACAGUAUAUCCAUCUCUUCAGGAUCAGUAAGAGAAAAGUACUGGAGCCCCUGGGUAGGGACAGAAGGGAGAGAACAACCAUAAAGGAAUACUUCAAAUGUGAAAGCUUGUAAAUAGUCUAGUCUGUGAUUUUGUUGGGGCAGAAUCUGAUUUCUACAUAGAAAUGACUUUUUUUUUUUAAUUCCUUACUGUGCAAACUCUGUGCUUUAAGAGUGUGGGAAAUGGUUUGGGGAGGGUAGCCCUCAAUCUAGAAAGGCUGAUGUGUUAUUUGUUCAAUAAAAUUAUUUGUAGACCCUGCA
Hippopotamus amphibius kiboko is the source of this 1653-nucleotide messenger RNA. RefSeq names its product tumor suppressor 2, mitochondrial calcium regulator (gene TUSC2). Lineage: Eukaryota; Metazoa; Chordata; Mammalia; Artiodactyla; Hippopotamidae. The record is from RefSeq and is a predicted model, not a curated record. Gene Ontology annotation, biological process: inflammatory response; regulation of mitochondrial membrane potential. Gene Ontology annotation, cellular component: mitochondrion. The coding region runs from base 138 to 500 and encodes 120 amino acids. The transcript is spliced from 3 exons.